AUCUGCCAUUGCUCUGCCUUUUCCCAGGACCGGCAGGUCAACGAGUUGGCCCAGGAUUUGGCCAGCAAGUUGGGUCUGAAGGUGCGGAAGGCGUACAUCAGCCCACAGGCAGAGUCUUCUGUAGCGGGUGUGGACACCAACGGGAACCUGGAUGCUACAGCCGGGGAGAUUUCAGCUAAUGGUCUGGAGUCUUUAAAUGGGAUCGCAUCAGAGGACAGUGCCCAGUGCAUUCCCGCCCCCCUGGCCACUCCCAUCCCCGUGAGCGACGAGCCAUCGUCGCUGCCGGUAGCCCCCGUGUCCCCCGAGGACCCGCCCGAGAGCCCGGGGCAGGUGUCCUUCUCGGUGCCUGUGUCGGAGCACCUGGGCGAAUGCGAGGUGAUUGGUGACGAGCUGGACGGCCUGCUGGACUGCAUCCCUAAGGGGGCGGAGAGCUCCGUCCAGGGUGCCAUUCCCACCAACCUCCCCAAUACAGUGGUGGGUCUCCGGCCCACCUACCCUGCCAGCCUACCGGCCCCCUCUCCGCAGCUGCCCCCCGCCUUCUUCACCUCGGCCGUGAACACCCUCAACGCGCUGGACUCCUUCUCCAGCCUGGGCUCAGGCGACACCCCCGUUCAGGUGCUCGACACCCUGGACUCCUUCACCCCAGGCCUGAGCGCCUCGGGGACGGGGGCCACAGAGGCGGGGGGGCUGGACUCCCUGUCAGAGUUCACUCUGCCUGGAGGUAGAAUCUCUCACGGUUUCAUCCCAGGACUUGGCAACAACAGCUCCACUCACUCCAAUGGCCCAGUGACCACGAACCUCUCUCUGCUGUCCCGUAACCCCUUGGCUGCCACCCAUGAGUUCAGGCAGGCCUGUCACGCCUGCUACAGCCGCAUAGGUCCGCGGGUCAUGGACUACCAGUACCAGCCAGAAGUGGCUCACCGCUGCAAGCGGGACAUUCUGUUAUGCCGCAUUAAGGGGCCGGAUGACCCCACGUGGAAGAGGAUCAGGCCACGUCCCACCAGAAACAACUUCCUGGGAGCUUUCGUGCUUUGCAAAGGUACCGCCCUCCUUUCUGGUAAACGCCGGAUCACCGGCCGCGUGCCACUCGGACCCCCAGCUCAUAGGCUGCAUCAGAGACACGCCGUUUACGCUUCAUCACAUUGGCUGAUGCUUUUAUCCAAAGCAGCCGUCUUUACCAGUCUAUGUUGGGCAUUUUUACUGGGACAGUUCAUGUUAAGACCGAAGCUCAAGGCCACUACUGGGAAUUCUCUAAGGCUGAGCCCACAAAUUUUCAGGCUAAGUUAAUAUCGCCUCUGCUCUGACCCCUAUUGUUUUAAAGGUUAACAUUUCCAUAAGUGACACCACUCUUUGACGACUUUAAUCCCUCUGGAACCGGUCGUUUCGGGUAAAACACAAGGUAGCGAGGUACCAGCUGCUGAC
This is a messenger RNA of Paramormyrops kingsleyae, 1422 nucleotides long. Lineage: Eukaryota; Metazoa; Chordata; Actinopteri; Osteoglossiformes; Mormyridae. The record is from RefSeq and is a predicted model, not a curated record.